Papilio xuthus (Asian swallowtail) is the source of this 2524-nucleotide messenger RNA. Its product is annotated as irregular chiasm C-roughest protein. The annotation marks the transcript as partial. The transcript is spliced from 21 exons. Gene Ontology annotation, molecular function: cell adhesion molecule binding. NCBI's taxonomy places the organism in Eukaryota, Metazoa, Arthropoda, Insecta, Lepidoptera, Papilionidae. Gene Ontology annotation, cellular component: cell-cell junction; plasma membrane. Gene Ontology annotation, biological process: cell-cell adhesion. The record is from RefSeq and is a predicted model, not a curated record.
AUUGAACCGCAAGAUCAGAGUGCAGUCGUCGGAUCCAGGGUGACUCUACCCUGUAGGGUGGAAGGCAAAGUGGGGCAACUGCAAUGGACCAAAGAUGACUUCGGUUUGGGAACUCAUAGACAUCUCACUGGCUACGAGAGAUAUAAAAUGGUCGGAAGCGAUGAAGAAGGCGAUUAUUCCUUGGAUAUCAGAGAAGUUGCAUUGGAGGAUGACGCUACAUAUCAAUGUCAAGUCAGUUCAGGUCCUAGGGGUGAACCACCGAUCAGAUCAAGAUAUGCCAGACUGACAGUACUCGUCCCUCCAGAGCCGCCGAGGAUACUGCAAAGUCCUAUACUUCAAGCUGUUGAAGACCAAGAAAUUGAUCUGGAAUGUGUAUCUGUAGGAGGAAAACCAGCUGCUGAGAUAACGUGGGUGGAUGCUGAAGGCGGAGUGCUGACGCAUGGCGUCACGUACACUGUCGAGCAGAUGGCUGACGGCCGCAGGUUCACUGCGAGAUCCGUCCUACAUCUUCGUCCUAGAAGAAGUUAUCACAAUCAGACGUUCACGUGCCAAGCUCAGAAUACAGCAGAUCGGGCUUAUAGAGCUGCUAGUAUCAAACUACAAGUUCAAUACGCGCCAAGAGUGAGGAUUUUCAUCAAAUCUAGUGUGAAAAACAAUAGAAUCCAGGAAGGUGAUACAUUGAUUUUAGGUUGUCAAGCGACAGCGAAUCCAAACAAUCUAACGUACAAAUGGUUUGUUAAUAAUGAUCAAAUCAUUGGAAAUGUAAACAAUGAAAUUGUGAUACCGAAUGUGUCUCGCAAGUAUAACGAGGCGACUGUAAAAUGUGAGGUGCACAAUACAGUCGGCAAAAGCGCAGAUACCAAAACACUAGAAGUGGCAUAUGGUCCUAAAUUCAAAGUGAAGCCACAAAAUGUUGAAGGAGAUUCAGGUUCGAUAGCCACAAUGAACUGCGUUGUUGAUGGUCAUCCAUUACCAAAGAUAACUUGGCUACGAUAUGAAAAUGAAAGGAUAAUUAGAGUUGGCAAAUCAACAAACCUAACAGUAACCGUAACAAGGCAAUCCGCGGGGCAGUAUUGGUGUAGAGCAAGUGUUGAAGGUUAUCCUGACAUCGAAACAUCAGCUAUGGUCUUUGUUAAAGGUCCACCGAAAAUCAUAUCAAAUAGAACACAAUAUGGUGUAGAAGGAGACAGCGUUAGAGUUGAAUGUAUAUCUUUCUCUGUUCCGAAACCAGAUUUUGUGAUUUGGAGUUUUGAAGGAAAUGAAAUUAAUUCAUUCCAUAAUCACGAAUAUGCAUUUCUGGAAGAGACAUUAACUGAUCGUACAAGUAAAUCAACAUUAAUAAUACGCGAGAGUCAGGUGAAACACUUCGGUACUUACAACUGUAGUGUAACUAACUCGUAUGGAACGGAUACGGUCGAGAUUAAUCUGAUACCUGACAAAUCCUUUAAUCUCCUCAUAAUAAUCAGUGGUGCAGCAGGCUCAGCUAUUCUUCUAUUAAUAGUGAUGUUAAUCGUUAUGUUGUGUCAUCGCAAAUCUAACAACACCGAUGUAAAGAAGCCUGACAUCACAGAUGUUGGCAAAACUUGUGUCGAUCAGUUCAAAGAUAGUGAUCGCAAUUCUAAUAUCAGUGAUUUGAAGAUGGAACUGAGACAAGUUGAAGGCAGUUGUGAUAUGGAUCUUUCCAACAAUGGUUCGGAAACUGAACUCCAUUCGACUUUACAUCUGACUACGAAUCUCGGGUUGCCUCUCGCUGGACCUGUGCCUCUACCUGACUCCGGUUACGACAACGAACUUAUGAAACAAUACCAACGUUACAGUGGGGAUUUCAAUCAGCCGCUUGGAAAUAUGCAUAUGAAGGCUCAAGGUCAAAGCAACGGUUACGUGCCAUACGUAGACUACGCGCGGGACUACGCACCUCCACUGACUUCAGAUUCCCUCUCCGGGUCCUUGUCUAGAAGUACUGAUGAGUCAACUUACCUUAGUCACUGCGGAUCACUUCGAAGGCAAAGCAGUAGUGGUAGAUUGGGUGGAUUAGUUGGACCUGAUCUAAUACCAAUGGGUAAUCCGGGAGUAGUUCUCGGCGGUGGCUUGGAUGUGAGAUAUGCAGCGACAUACGGCAACCCUUACUUGAGAGCUAGUGGUCCUAUAGCGUAUGCAGCCCACCCUAAUACAGCCCCCGCGAAGUCUGCACCACCCCCAUACUAUACCCUUAGAAGUAAUAACCACCCUCCAAAUGUUCCAAAUGUGAUAUCACCGUCUUCAUCAUCAUCAUCUCGGCAUGUCACCAGUCCGUUAGCGUCGUCAUCAUCAACAAGCAGCGCUCAGCCACAAGUUCCUAAAGCAUCGCCGCAGUCUACAGGAGCUCUAUAUAUUCUCCCACCGUCCAGUCAAGGAAAUCUACAGUCUUGUCAGAUUACCAAAGGUAAUGGGUCCCAUUUGGCAGCCGGUACUCACGUGUAAUUAAUAAAGUGUGUAGUUAGGUUUGAAAAUGUACAUUUAAUUAAAAAAAAAUAACUGAACACCC